CAUUGGUCAGUCAGUAAUAGCAUAGAUCUAACCGAGUGCGGUCGUGUUCGUCGAGAAGCAGCAGCCCCGUCUCGUCAGUCCACCAUCAAGUUACUUCCUAUUAUAUCUCAUUUGAAAGGAGUAGAUUUCUCUUUUUUGUCUUCGCUGCUUUUUAACAGGAAAUCAGAACAACCAAACUAACCAUGACAGCCAAGAUCAAGGCCGGCCCCGUCGUGGACAUUCUCGGUGACGAGAUGACCCGUAUUAUCUGGGACUCUAUCAAGGAGAAGCUAAUCCUGCCGUUCCUGGACAUCGAACUGCACACGUACGAUCUGGGCAUGGAGCACCGUGACAAAACGGACGACCAGGUCACUAUCGAUUGCGCCGAGGCGGUCAAAAAGUACAACGUUGGCAUCAAGUGUGCCACCAUCACUCCGGACGAGGCCCGCGUCAAGGAGUUCAAACUGAAGCAGAUGUGGCGCUCGCCCAACGGAACCAUCCGUAACAUCCUGGGUGGCACUGUGUUCCGUGAGGCUAUCAUCUGCAAGAACAUUCCCCGCCUCGUACCCGGAUGGGAGAAGCCAAUCGUAAUCGGUCGCCACGCUCACGGUGAUCAGUACAAGGCCACGGACUUUGUUGUACCUGGCGCUGGAAGUCUGGAGAUUAAGUUCACCCCAACCAGCGGAGGAGAACCCAUAAGCUACGUUGUCCAUGAAUACAAAGGACCAGGUGUUGCCAUGGCCAUGUACAAUCUGGACUCUUCAAUUGUAGACUUUGCGCAUUCCUCGUUCAAGGUUGCCUUGGAUCGUAAAUUCCCACUCUAUCUCAGCACCAAGAACACAAUCCUGAAGAAGUACGAUGGCCGUUUUAAGGACAUUUUCCAGGAAAUCUACGAGAAGGACUACAAGGCUCAAUUCGAGGCUGCAGGAAUCUGGUACGAGCAUCGUCUCAUCGAUGAUAUGGUUGCCUACUGCAUGAAGGCCGAGGGUGGUUUCGUUUGGGCUUGCAAGAACUACGACGGAGAUGUCCAGUCCGAUACUGUUGCUCAAGGUUUCGGAUCGCUGGGUCUCAUGACCUCAGUGCUCGUCUGCCCAGAUGGCAAAACCGUCGAAGCGGAAGCUGCUCACGGAACCGUCACACGCCAUUACCGCCAGUAUCAGCAGGGUAAGGAGACCUCGACCAAUCCGAUUGCAUCGAUCUUUGCCUGGACCCGAGGACUGCUGCACCGCGCGAAGUUGGAUAACAACGCCGAACUGAAGAAGUUUGCCGAAACCCUCGAGAAGGUCUGCAUUGACACGAUCGAGUCCGGUUUCAUGACCAAGGAUUUGGCCAUCUGCAUUAAGGGUAUGGCUGACGUGAAGCGUGCCGACUACUUGGAAACGUUUGAGUUUAUGACCAAGUUGGGCGACAACUUGAAGGCUGCCUUGGCCCCCUAAAGUGAAAAAAGGCAUUUUUAGGGCGUAAGGGAUAUAUGCAUGCUGGUAUCCGGGCAUUUAGUGAUGCACUUUAGGGGUUGACCGGAACACGUAUUUCUCAGAGAAAGCUAUUGCUCUACAUGUAUUGUUUUGUGUUGGUCCAGUGCAUCGUAUUGUGAGAUUCUUGUAGGUUUGUUUUUGAUAAAUAAAUCAUAUUACGAAACUACGAA
Armigeres subalbatus is the source of this 1624-nucleotide messenger RNA. It is a transcript of the gene Idh, whose product is annotated as isocitrate dehydrogenase [NADP] cytoplasmic. Bases 183 to 1415 code for a protein of 410 amino acids. Gene Ontology annotation, cellular component: cytosol; peroxisome; mitochondrion. Gene Ontology annotation, molecular function: magnesium ion binding; NAD binding; isocitrate dehydrogenase (NADP+) activity. The transcript is spliced from 2 exons. The record is from RefSeq and is a predicted model, not a curated record. Gene Ontology annotation, biological process: NADP+ metabolic process; isocitrate metabolic process. NCBI's taxonomy places the organism in Eukaryota, Metazoa, Arthropoda, Insecta, Diptera, Culicidae.